Oncorhynchus keta (chum salmon) is the source of this 9104-nucleotide messenger RNA. Its product is annotated as dnaJ homolog subfamily C member 27. NCBI's taxonomy places the organism in Eukaryota, Metazoa, Chordata, Actinopteri, Salmoniformes, Salmonidae. The coding region runs from base 589 to 1410 and encodes 273 amino acids. The transcript is spliced from 12 exons. The record is from RefSeq and is a predicted model, not a curated record. Gene Ontology annotation, molecular function: GTP binding; GTPase activity.
CGUUUCAGUGCAAGGACACAUCGCGAAUCUGCUGUCAUGUCUCGCUGUUGCCAUAGAAACUGCUUCCAGUGUUAAAACCGAUUUUACUCUUUAAAAUCUAUUGUUAAAAAAAACGACGUUUAUAUGAAGAUGAACUCGCUGUAGAUAAUAUACUUUUUUUUCGUGAUAUACAAACAGCUGUGUAUGAUUAUGAAUUAAAUGUAUAGAAACACAACUGAGUUCUGUUGUUAAAAUCUGACUUCAUAACGAAUCUGCUUCCGCGAAUAAGAAAUUGACAGACGAAGCUGUGCAAAACAGCGGCGAUAGCAAAAGAAGGCUAGAUAGCUAACCGAACAAAUACAUGUCUCACUCGUCCAGAAUAGCUCGUCUAAUAUUAAUUCAGAUCUAUAACGAUGCGCGGCUUAUACAAUUGUAAACGAGGUGGUUUUAAGAUCGAGUAAAUGUCUACUAGCCAGUUAAGGCGGAGCGUACUGUACACAUCUAACUUUAGUGGAAUUCCAGCUUCACAGCCAACAUCAUCGACGACGACGUAAAAAAAAUAAACAAACAAACAAACAACAAUAUUUAACAUAGCUAAAUAUCAGCAGCAUGGAUACGAAUGUGCAGAAGAGACGCGAGAACAAGAAAUCACUGCGUGUAAAAGUGAUCAGCCUUGGCAAUGCCGAGGUGGGCAAGAGCUGCAUCAUCAAGCGAUACUGUGAGAAGAGGUUUGUGCCCAAGUAUCUGGCCACCAUAGGGAUUGACUAUGGGGUCACCAAAGUCCAGGUGCGUGACAGGGAGAUCAAAGUGAACAUCUUUGACAUGGCAGGACACCCCUUCUUCUACGAGGUUCGUAAUGAGUUCUAUAAGGACAGCCAGGGAGUGGUGUUGGUGUACGACGUAGGUCUGAGGGAGAGUUUUGAUGCGCUGGACAACUGGCUGAGUGAGAUGAAACAGGAGAUGGGUUCCCAGGCUAACAUGGAGAGCAUCGUUUUUGUCGUCUGUGCCAACAAGGUGGACCUGACUAAGCGUCGUGUGGUAGACGAGGGAGAGGGUAGGCUGUGGGCGGAGUCAAGAGGGUUCCACUACUUUGAGACGUCAGCACAGAGUGGAGAGGGUAUCAGUGAGAUGUUUCAGGCGUUUUUCUCCUCCAUAACGGACAUGUGUGAGAACGGCGGGAAGCGACCGGUGGCAGAGGUCAGUGUCGGCUUCACCAAGGAGCAGGCCGACACCAUCCGACGCAUACGGAACAGCAAGGACUCCUGGGAUAUGCUGGGGGUCAAACCUGGAGCCACACGGGAGGAGGUUAACAAGGCUUACAGGAAGCUGGCUGUGCUGCUCCAUCCGGAUAAGUGCGUUGCCCCGGGCAGCGAGGAUGCUUUCAAGGCCGUGGUGAACGCUCGCACCUCCCUGCUCAAGAACAUCAAGUAGACGCCAGCUAGGGACUGCUCACCCUGACCCCUAACCCCUCGCCAUGUUUCCUCGUCUAAUACCACCUCACCUUCAGAACAUCAUCAGCUUCUCUACCCCCUCCCAAACCACAAAACCAACCCUUCCCCCUUCUCUGCUCUCCAUCCCUCCCACCCCAGCCCUCUCCUCUCAAACCAGAUGCCAUGACAUUUUCCUACAACAGAGUUUUAUAAAGUCACUACUGAUGAUGUGCCACAGCAACUCAGUCUCUCUGUACGGAAGACUAUCAUCAAUGCUUUACACAGUAGUCUUUCACACACUUGAGAGAGAAGUGACUGGAAUACUGGGUGUGUCAUCUGCUUGGUCAGUUGUGUUUUCUCUGGUCCAGAGCCUUCAAACGGCUUGUUGACCUCUCCUGUUUUAAGGAAGGCUCAGCAUCAGCAAGCCACAUGUAACGCCCUGGACAAGAGCUAUAUAUGUGUACACGUAACACCCUGGACAAGAGCUAUAUAUGUGUAAACAUGAAUGGUUGGUUGUCGUAAGGGUUGGUUGUCGUAAGGGUUGGUUGUCGUAAGGGUUGGUUGUCAGAAGGGGUGGUUGUCAGAAGGUGGGUAAUGUGUCUGGGUUGAUGCUUGUGAUCUAAUGAUCUUACUUGGGGUCUCUGACUCUCUGGGCAAGCUGAUCCCGUAGACAUAAACAAGUACAUACUUAUAUCCAUACUUAACCAGUGUCAUACAUCCCUACACUAACUUACUGUCCAUACUACACUCCAGCCCCUACUCAGCCCUCUGAACAUGCUUACUCCAGCCAGCCCCAUACAGUAGACGUGGUUGGGGGUUCAUUCCUUGUUAAUCAUUGGCUCAUUGGUGAAAUUAGCAUUCAGACAAUAUCUUUAAGUAAAUAAUUUAUUAAUGCAAUUUCAGACAGGAAGUUGACAAUGGGAACAUGGCACCAAUGUUUCCGAGUAAGUUCUGCAAAAUAGAAAAGGUCCCAAGUUGCUUUUCUCAUGCUUGCAGUCAACCCCAUGUGACGUAACUGCCUACGUCAUUACCUUCUACUCAUGAGACCAAAACCAUGCCGACACAGCUAUAUAAACAAGAGUUUUAGUGUUAUCUAAAAGCUUAGCAGUAAAUGUCCAAGUUGAUUUAUAGUGGAAUGUCUAACUCGUUUCUUAUCUCUUACACAACCCUGCAGAGUUCUGUCUCAGUCACACAUCUCUCAGACCGUUUCUUUAUAAGAGGCAGAGACUAGAAACGACUGGAACAAUAUUAAACCUCUAUAAUGGAUAUAUAUUGUUCAUCUGUAGUCUAGGACCCUAUAAAUGUAAGGAGGGAGUCUUAUAACCCCUCCCCUUCUAUUAAUACAACAUAAGCAUAAUCAAUUAUUAUAAUACAUCAAACAUUUGUUACAGCCCCCAUCAUGACCCCUAGGUGAACCCCUGACAACCUCAGUGUACUGAGGGGUAUGAAAACUAGCAGAGAUAGGGAAACUACAGCACACUAACCUCUAAGUCAUCCUGGCUCUAGAGGGUCAUACGUACCAGUCAAAAGGUGGGACACACUUACUCAUUCAAGUUUUUUUUUUUAAACAUAAAAAAAAAUAUAUAUACUAUUUUCUACAUCAUAGCAUCAUAUUGAAGACAUCAAAACUAUGAAAUAACAUGUGGAAUCAUGUAGCCAAAAAAAGUGUUAAACAAAUCAAAAUAGAUUUUAGAUUUUAGAUUCUUCAAAGUCGCCGACCUUUGCCUUGAUGACAGCCAUGCACACUCUUGGCAUUCUCUCAACCAACUUCACCUGGAAUGCUUUUCCAACAUCCUUGAAGGAGUUCCCACAUAUGCUGAGCACUUGUUGGCUGCUUUUCCUUCACUCUGCGGUCCAACUCAUCCUAAACCAUCUCAUUUGGGUUGAGGUCGGUGAUUGUGGAGGCCAGGUAAUCUGAUGCAGCACUCCAUCACUCUCCUUCUUGGUCAAAUAGCCCUUACACAGCCUGGAGGUGUGUUGCGUCAUUGUCCUGUCGAAAAACAAACGAUAGUUCCACUAAGCACAAACAAGAUGGGAUGGCGUAUCACUGCAGAAUACUGUGGUAGCCAUGCUGGUUAAGUGUGCCUUGAAUUCUAAAUAAAUCAGACAGUAAAGCACCAUCACGCCAUCUCCUCCAUGCUUCAAUGUGGGAACCACACAUGCAGAGAUCAUCCGUUCACCUACUCUGCGUCUCACAAAGACACACGGCGUUCGUCCGUUCAUAGUUUUGAUGUAUUCACUGUUAUUCUACAAUGUAGAAAAUAGUAAAACAUGAAGAAAAACCCUUGAAUGAGUAGGUGUGUCCAAACCUUUGACUGGUACUGUAUAUCCACCAUCACCCUCUACAGAUCCCCAGGUCUCACUACUGUCCACUACAGAACCCCAGGUCUCACUACUGUCCACUACAGAACCCCAGGUCUCACUACUGUCCACUACAGAACCCCAGGGCUCACUACUGUCCAUUACAGAACCUCAGUUCUCACUACCGUCCACUACAGAACCCCAGGUCUCACUACUGUCCACUACAGAACCCCAGGUCUCACUACCGUCCACUACAGAACCCCAGGUCUCACUACUGUCCACUACAGAACCCCAGGUCUCACUACUGUCCACUACAGAACCCCAGUUCUCACUACUGUCCACUACAGAACCCCAGGUCUCACUACUGUCCACUACAGAACCCCAGGUCUCACUACUGUCCACUACAGAACCCCAGGUCUCACUACUGUCCACUACAGAACCCCAGGUCUCACUACUGUCCACUACAGAACCCCAGGUCUCACUACUGUCCACUACAGAACCCCAGGUCUCAUUACUGUCCACUACAGAACCCCAGGUCUCACUACUGUCCACUACAGAACCCCAGUUCCCACUACAGUGUUAUUACUGUACGAUUGGACCAAUUGACUGACAUGUUUAUUAAGGUACAACUAAAACACCAGAAGAUAGAAUCUGAUUUAGUAGCGAACUCUGUCGAGAUGUGGCAUGUAUAUGAAAUCCAUACCAUUUAUAUACUACACCAAACCAAGCCCGUUGCCAAAUCCCAGUAGUUAUAGACAGUUUGUUAUACCAGUCUGGAUAAUCAGUCAUACUGGAUGAUAUCACAAUAUUCACAAUAUUCAUCCACUUAAAAGUUUACUAUAUAUUUUCAUAUUCAUAUAUUGUUUUAGAUUAUGAUUUUUUCAAAUGUUAUAUAUAAUGAAUAUCAUUACACCGCCUUCAAACGAGUACUGAAAUGUCUCGCCGGUGACCUCAUAGCUUACAGAGCACCUUACUGGUGGAUAGAGCUGUGACAUCAGCAGGACCAACUUUAACAGUGGUGUUUUACGUGAAGAACAAGAUGAUAGAAGAGGCUAUGGUCAUAGAAAUAGAGUCUAUAGAAGGGUCCUAGCUAGAGCCUCUAACCCUAUUAACUUGAAUGGUGGAAGCCUGUUCUAUAGAUUAUAUUUCUAUAGUUAUGAGAAACUGGGACAUGACAAAUGUACUAGUACGUGACAAAGCAUAUUCAAUGACUUACUCUGUUCUAUUAUUAUUGUGUAUAUAUAUAUUAUUAUUUUUUUAAAGUUAUACUUGAAAAUGGCAUGAUAUAAUUUACUCAUCAAGGUUUUUUUAACUUGUAAAAAAAUAAUAAGAUUGAGAACUUGUAAAAGUGAGCAGGUUAACUUAGUGAAUGUGCUAUGUGAUACAUCCUUUUGGUCAUUGUUUUUAUAGACACUCAAGAAUAAAUGAAAUAAUUAUAUUAAUUUAGUUUUCAUUAAAAGGCAAGAGGUGUUUGUUUACUGUUCCCAUUGUGCCAAGUGACUGACAUGUUAAGGUACAACUAAGGAAUACAUCUGAAAAUAUAGAAUCUGAUUUAGUCCAAGCAGUGAGAACUGUAUUUAAAGACAUGCUCCGGUACUUUGGCGACUAGUAAGUUUAAAAACAUUUUUUUUUUUUAAACCUCUCGCUUUGGGCUGGAUGUGUCAAUGUGCAGUUCCAUACAUGCAGAAUUACAGUUUCACCUCAAUUAGACACUAAAAAUCCCUCGUUUGAAAGCGACUGUUUUCUGGAAGCUGUGCCGUGCCAUUUUCCCUACAUUCCCCCCCCCCAUGUGCGCCAGCCCCCUAGCAAUUCAAGUUCUAGGCAAUGAACUGCAGAUUGACGCAUUUAAGUGACAUCUAGCAAGAGGCCUGUCCAACAUUAUCCAAUGAGGUUGCAGGGUGGGCCCAUUAGCAGAGAGAGAGAGGCAGAGAGAGAGAGGCAGAGAGAGAGAGGCAGAGAGACAGAGAGAGAGAAGCAGAGAGAGAGAAGCAGAGAGAGAGAAGCAGAGAGAGAGAAGCAGAGAGAGAGGCAGAGAGAGAGAGGCAGAGAGAGAGAGAAGCAGAGAGAGAGGGGGGCAGAGAGAGAGAGGCAGAGAGAGAGAGAAGCAGAGAGAGAGAGGCAGAGAGAGAGAGAGAGAGAAGCAGAGAGACAGAGAGAGAGAAGCAGAGAGAGAGGGGCAGAGAGAGAGAAGCAGAGAGAGAGGGGCAGAGAGAGAGAGGCAGAGAGAGAGAGAGAGGGAGCGAGAGUGAUGGUGUGGUGUACAUAUCUGCUCAUAUGUGAUGCUAUUUUCGGGGACCACAUUUUGCUUGUGAGCGCUACUUUCAGAACUAGUGGCUGAAAAGUAUGCAAAAGUAUCCGGAGAAUCUCUUUAACCACGGAGACAGAUGUUGCAUGUAUAUGAAAUACUAUUUAUAUUUUUAUAUAAACACCAGAAGAGUGAACAUGUGUAUACUAUAGACCUGUGGAACGGAACGUGUAUUGAUUUAUGAUUGAUCAUGUUCUCCUUUUCGGGAAGUAUUGAGACCAUUGACUUUUGUUAUGUUACAGCCUUAUUCUAAAAUUGAUAAAAUGUGUUUUUUUUUCCCCUCAUCAAUCUACACACAAUCCCCCAUAAUAACAAAGCUGCACAGAUAUUUUCAGGUCUCUCCAGAGAUGUUCGAUCGGGUUCAAGUCCAGUCUCUGGCUGGGCCACUCAAUGACCUUUUUCAGAGACUUGUCCCGAAGCCACUGCUGCGUUGUCUUGGCUGUGUGUUUUAGGGUCGUUGUCCUGUUGAAAGGUGAACCUUCGCCCCAGUCUGAGGUCCUGAUCGCUCUGGAGCAGGUUUUCAUCAAGGAUCUUUCUGUACUUUGCUCCGUUCAUCUUUGCCUCAAUCCUGACUAGUUUCCCAGUCCCUGCCACUGAGAAACAUCCCCACAGCCUAAUGCUGCCACCACCAUGCUUCACCGUAGGGAUGGUGCCAAGUUUCCUCCAGAAGUGACGCUUGGCAUUCAGGUCACAGAGUUUAAUCUUGGUUUCAUCAGACCAGAGAAUCUUGUUCUUCGUGGUCUGAAAGUCCCUUAGGUGCCUUUUAGCAAACUCCAAGCGGGCUGUUGUGCCUUUUACUGAGGAGUGGCUUCCGUCUGGUCACUCUACCAUAAAGGCCUGAUUGGUCGAGUGCUGCAGAGAUGGUUGACCUUCUGGAAGGUUCUCUCAUCUCCACAGAGGAACCAUAGAGCUCUGUCAGAGUGAGUAUCAGGUUCUUGGUCACCUCCCUGUCCAAGGCUCUUCUCCUCCCUUCUUCUUGCUCAGGCGACCAGCUCUAGGAAGAGUCUCGAUGGUUCCAAUCUUCUUCCAUUUAAGAAUGAUGGAGGCCACUGUGUUCUUGGGGACCUUCAAUGCUGCAGACAUGUUUUGGUACACUUCCCCAUCUGUGCCUCGACACUGUGUCUCGGAGCUCUAUGGGCAAUUCCUUCGACCUCAUAGCUUGGUUUUUGCUCUGACAUAUACACUGUCAACUGGGGGACCUUGUAUAGACAGGUGUGUGCCUUUCCAAAUCAUGUCCAAUCAAUUGAAUUUACCACAGGUGGAUUCCAAUCAAGUUGUAGAAAGUGUCUCAUGGAUGAUCAAUGGAAACAGGAUGCACCUGAGCUCAAUUUCGAGUCAUUGCGAAGGGUCUGAAUACUUAUGUAAAUACCGUAUUUCAUUAUUAUUAUUUUUUUUAUACAUUUGCAAACAUAAAAAAAAAAACUUGUUUUCGCUUUGUCAUUAUGGGGUAUUGUGAUGUCAUUAUGGGGUAUUGUGAUGUCAUUAUGGGGUAUUGUGAUGUCAUUAUGGGGUAUUGUGUGUAGAUUGAGGAUUAGUAUUAUGUGAAUCCAUUUUAGAAUAAGGCUGUUACGUCACAAAAUGUGUACAAAGUCAAGGGGUCUGAAUACUUUCCGAAUGUACUGGACAGUAUGUGAAUAUAUAUGGUGAUGUUUUCAAUUUUAUAAGAGGGUAUUUAUUAGACUCAAUAGUAGCAUGUUUUGAACCAAGACAGAGCACAGUGAGUGAGCAGUGACAACCGAGUGAGGGAUCAUUAUCUUUGAUACCUUGUGAUAGCUAAUGGUGUUAGCUUCGAUACAGUGUAUUAACUUGGUUAAGUGUGUGUGUGUGUGUGUGUGUGUGUGUGUGUGUGUGUGUGUGUGUGUGUGUGUGUGUGUGUGUGUGUGUGUGUGUGUGUGUGUGUGUGUGUGUGUGUGUGUGUGUGUGUGUGUUCGAAUAAUGGGGUUAUGAUGUGUUAGCUUUGAUGCUUUAGUAAGUGUGAAGCAGUGCCUGGAGGUUAAUGCCAACUGGUUGGUGUGUGUAGUGACAGUAUGUUUUACACUCCAGGCAUGGCUGUGUUUGGUCUUUGUGUGUGUGUGUGUGUGUGUGUGUGUGUGUGUGUGUGUGUGUGUGUGUGUGUGUGUGUGUGUGUGUGUGUGUGUGUGUGUGUGUGUGUGAGACACCAUGAUGCUGAUAAUGACUCCAGGGCUGAACCUUCCUCUCUGUUGUAUCUGCAGUCUAUCCACGAGGUUUGAUAAUGACUCCAGGGUUGAACCUUCCUCUCUGUUGUAUCUGCAGUCUAUCCACGAGGUUUGAUAAUGACUCCAGGGUUGAACCUUCCUCUCUGUUGUAUCUGCAGUCUAUCCACGAGGUUUGAUAAUGACUCCAGGGUUGAACCGUCCUCUCUGUUGUAUCUGCAGUCUAUCCACGAGGUUUGAUAAUGACUCCAGGGUUGAACCUUCCUCUCUGUUGUAUCUGCAGUCUAUCCACAAGGUUUGAUAAUGACUCCAGGGUUGAACCGUCCUCUCUGUUGUAUCUGCAGUCUAUCCACUAGGUUUGAUAAUGACUCCAGGGUUGAACCGUCCUCUCUGUUGUAUCUGCAGUCUAUCCACGAGGUUUGAUAAUGACUCCAGGGUUGAACCUUCCUCUCUGUUGUAUCUGCAGUCUAUCCACGAGGUUUGAUAAUGACUCCAGGGUUGAACCUUCCUCUCUGUUGUAUCUGCAGUCUAUCCACGAGGUUUGAUAAUGACUCCAGGGUUGAACCGUCCUCUCUGUUGUAUCUGCAGUCUAUCCACGAGGUUUGAUAAUGACUCCAGGGUUGAACCGUCCUCUCUGUUGUAUCUGCAGUCUAUCCACGAGGUUUGAUAAUGACUCCAGGGUUGAACCGUCCUCUCUGUUGUAUCUGCAGUCUAUCCACGAGGUUUGAUAAUGACUCCAGGGUUGAACCGUCCUCUCUGUUGUAUCUGCAGUCUAUCCACGAGGUUUGAUAAUGACUCCAGGGUUGAACCGUCCUCUCUGUUGUAUCUGCAGUCUAUCCACAAGGUUUGAUAAUGUGCUGCAUGUUGCUAUUGUGACUGUUUUUUUGUUUAAUAAACAACAAUAAGGAAAAAACC